Messenger RNA from Parastagonospora nodorum SN15, 1875 nucleotides. RefSeq lists its product as hypothetical. The record is from RefSeq and is a predicted model, not a curated record. Bases 1 to 1875 code for a protein of 624 amino acids. Gene Ontology annotation, biological process: phosphate ion transmembrane transport. Gene Ontology annotation, cellular component: membrane. The transcript has 2 exons. NCBI's taxonomy places the organism in Eukaryota, Fungi, Ascomycota, Dothideomycetes, Pleosporales, Phaeosphaeriaceae.
AUGCCUAAGCUCACUCAGUACAACUAUGUCUUCGCCAUCGGUACCUUCUUUGCCAUGCUUGAUGCAUACAACAACGGUGCUAACGAUGUCGCCAACGCGUGGGCUACUUCAGUCUCGUCUCGUUCGGUCUCUUACCGCCAGGCCAUGAUCCUUGGUACCAUCUUCGAGAUGGUCGGUGCCAUCACUGUUGGAGCCCGUACUGCCGACACCAUCAAGAACGGCAUCAUCCCCACCAGCGCUUUCAAGGGCGACGCCGGCGUCCAGAUGCUUGCUUUCACGUGUGCUCUGGCUGGUGCUUCCAUCUGGGUCAUGUGGUGCACCAAGCACUCCGCUCACGUUUCCUCCUCGUACUCGCUCAUCUCGUCUGUCGCUGGUGUUGGUGUCGCUGUCGCUGGUGCUAAGAACGUCCAAUGGGGCUGGAACAAGGGCAAGGGUCUCGGUGCCAUCUUCGCUGGUCUCGGAAUGGCUCCUGCUGCCUCUGCCUGCUUCGGUGCCAUCAUCUUCAUGUUGAUCAAGCUCACUGUCCAUCUCCGCAAGAACCCCAUCCCAUGGGCUAUCUGGACUGCUCCUUUCUUCUUCUUGAUCGCCGGUACCAUCUGCACGCUCUCCAUCGUCUACAAGGGAUCGCCCAACCUCGGACUGAACAAGAAGCCCGCGUGGUAUGUCGCUACCGUCACCGUCUCCUGCGGUGUUGGUCUCGCUCUGCUCUCGUUCCUCUUCUUCGUUCCUUACCUCCACACCGUCGUUGUCAAGCGCGAUCACUCUAUCCGCUGGUACCACGCCUUUAUGGGUCCCCUCCUCUUCCGCCGCCCUGCCCCCGAGGGUGUCGAGACUGCCAACGUUCGCGACUACGCUGUCGUUCAGGAAGACGACCACAUCAAGACCGGCUCUCUCAGCGACUCUGAGCACGGUGUCAUGGCUACUUCUGGGUCUCAGGAUGCCGAGAAGGGUGUUGUCGUUGCCGAGCACCCCCAGCUCAGCUACAAGGAUCUUGUUGCACAGGGACAGGAGCGUUUCCACGCCAAGCUCCGCGCGAAGACUGGUCCCCUUGCCUGGGCCAUGCGCUACCUUCACGAGAACAAGAUCCGCACUGGUGAAAUCUACGAGAGGCAGAACAUGUUGAUCACUCUCAAGCGUAUCCCUGCCAUGAUCAUGGUCGGUGCCCUUUACGGUGUCAACUACGAUAUCCACGCAGCUCAGACCGGUAUUCACGGAACUCCCGAGGGCGCUCGUAUGGAGCGCGUCUACAGCCACGCUAAGAAGUACUCCAACGAGGUCGAGCACACGUACUCCUUUGUCCAAGUUCUCACUGCCUGCACUGCUUCCUUCGCUCACGGUGCCAACGAUAUCGGUAACGCAGUUGGUCCCUGGGCAGUCAUCUACUCUGCCUGGACCACUGGUAACGCCGCUCAGUCCAAGGCUCCUGUUCCCAUCUGGCAAUUGGCUGUUCUGUCUGCCACCCUGUCUCUCGGUCUCAUCACCUACGGUUACAACAUCAUGAAGGUCAUGGGUAACAAGAUCACCUACCACUCUCCCAGCAGAGGUUGCUCCAUGGAGAUGGGUGCCGCUCUUACCGUCUUGAUCUUCUCGCAAUACUCCCUCCCCGUCUCAACCUCUAUGUGCAUCACUGGUGCCACCGUCGGUGUCGGUCUUUGCAACGGAACCAUCAAAGCCGUCAACUGGCAGCGAGUCGGUCUCCUCGUCUUCUCCUGGAUCAUGACCAUCCCCAUCGCUGGUACCAUUGGUGGUCUGUCCAUGGGCAUCAUCCUCAACGCUCCUCACUUUCCGUUAAGCAGCGGGCCGGGUCCUCACAAAAAUUGUUCGCUCGCUAUACCCUCUAUUAUUCACGCGCUUUCUCUCUUUCUCGCGCCAUAG